Amoebophrya sp. A25 is the source of this 1537-nucleotide messenger RNA. NCBI's taxonomy places the organism in Eukaryota, Dinophyceae, Syndiniales, Amoebophryaceae. The record is from the annotation of a GenBank genome assembly.
UGAACGACCAACAUGCACUGUUGGCAUGAGGGCUUCCAGGAGUUGCUUUUAUCGUUGAUAGGUGGAGUGAGUCCUUGUUGUAUGGGAUACUAGAGAUUCUAAAGAUCUGAAGAUAGAGUUCCCACACGAAGAAAAUGAUGACGUUGCCGCGCAUAAGUUGCUGGGCAUACAUGUGCGUUCUGUUGGUGCUCUUCCCCCCUUGUCGCGGUAUUACUCGCCAGCAGGAGAAGAAGGCUGUGGUGGACUGGGACGGGGAGCCGAGCGAGGUCCAGCCGACGGCACUUAUCGAAGUUGGAGCUCGACCGGGUGCUGGGGCCGGUAUGAGACGAAGUUCUACAGUACCCGCCUUUGGCGCCAAGGCUAAUGCAGCAAGGAGUAGCCCGUUGCCGAAGCCGAAGCAGAUGCAGACCGCCCUCGGCAAAGGUACAGCAGACAGCUAAAAUCUGACUUGCCUUAGACUAUGAAGAUUCGUUGAUGACGUCACGAGUCAAAUAUGUAGGUGUAGCAAGGAAGAGUUGUUGAACUUGUUGAGUCGAUGUUUACGGUCCGUAAUGUAGCUGCAUAAGUCGCGACCACCGUGAGACCCACUCAUUGUAGUAUCUUUUAUCCGCACCCAUAUCAAUCGAAUCAGAUCAUGUGCAGGAAACGGCGUCACAUCAAUUGAAAUUGCGGAAAGCGGCGUCACAAUUGAAGGAGGAAGUGGAGACAAGCGAGAAGGAUCGCCGCGCCCUGGCGCAGAAACUGACGGAACUGAAGGAGACUGAGUCGCAUAUCGGACAGGAACUGAUGGAUGCAGUGCAGUACCACAUGGAGAAGGCGAAAAGAUUGAACGACAACCUGUUGCAUGCAUUGCAGACACUGAAAGCACAGAUUACGAUUGGGCCUGGUGAUAUCAAACUCAUUCUGCGGCUUGGUUUUUCCGGCGACACGAGCACGACCAGACAUCUACGAAUCUCCGGAAAGUCGACAAUAUCGGAUGUGGUGGAUGUAGUUUAUUCCGUUUUUGAGCUCGACAGCCGCGAAGAUGUCAAACAAGAACUAGGUGGACUAGUACUAACCCCCGGUAGCGCUAGCGGUACCACUACCACCACGGAACCUCUACUAGAGAGCCCCAACAUGGAGGUGUCCAAGCUCGUGAACAAAGAGACCAAGCAGCUGGAGUUGACGGCGGUGCUGUCGCUGUCGGAGAAAGGUACUGACGAGAAGUGCUCUGCCUUGGUUGACGAGAUGCUGGAACAAGCCAAAACUUCGGUUUAACAGGAAUUAUUGUAUUAGCUAAUCGGUACGCAGACGCUGUCGUAAAAGUUGCAACCCUUCUUGAACAGCGUGAUGACUUCAUCAUUCAUAGGGUUAGCAGUUUUUCUCAUUCUAUCCAAUCUUCUCGCUCACUCCUUCCCCUGAUGAAAUGCUGUACUUGAAAAAAGAAGCUGCUUGAUCUCCAUUGGAUGUACGUGAUGGAACAAUGAAAUCUCUAUCCCUCCGUCAUGUGACCGAAGAACUCAGGUGGUGUAAGAGCGUACGCAUUUCCUUCUGGUAA